AUGGCAUCACCACUAAAUUUAUUGUCCACCCACAUCGCUAAAGGUUCUCCCAUAAUCCUGGACGGUGCACUGGCAACUUAUCUGGAGACGUUGGGAGCAGAUAUAAGCGGCGCGUUAUGGUCCGCAUCAAUUCUCUUGGAUCAGCCGUCCCUAAUCAAACAAACGCAUCUCGAUUACUACCGUGCGGGCGCCAAUGUCGCGAUCACAGCAUCUUAUCAAGCGUCCGUUGCAGGAUUAGUCAAGCACUUAAGCCUGAGUGAAGAGGAGGCCAAGCAAGUUGUGGCAAAGAGCGUGGAAUUAGCUCAGCAAGCAAGAGAUGAAUACGUUACCGAAACAAGUGAAGGUGUUCGCGGUAGAUUAUUCAUAGCGGGCAGCGUAGGCCCAUACGGCGCUUUCCUUGCAGAUGGCUCAGAAUACCGGGGCGAUUAUUCUAUCCCCCAAGAAGAGAUGAAGGACUUCCACCGCGGACGAAUCCAGGCCCUUGUAUCUGCGGGCGUCGACAUCUUAGCCUGCGAGACCAUACCAUCCAAAGGCGAAACCGAAGCUCUCCUGAACCUCCUUACCACAGAGUUUCCAAAGACAGAAGCUUGGUUUGGCUUUACACUACGAGACAGCUCGCACAUCAGCGAUGGAACAUCUUUGUCGGAGAUCGCAGCGCUCUUUGAUGACGUGGAACAGGUGGUUGCGCUGGGCUUCAAUUGCGUACCGGAUGACUUGGCGUUGGCUGCUAUGAAGAACUUGAAGCCGUUAGUGAAGAGAGGGACAUUGCUUGUGUAUCCCAAUUCUGGUGAGCAGUGGAAUGCUCAGGCAAGGAAGUGGGGAGGCAAGAGAACAGAAGGAUCUACGUUGGCGGAGAAAACGAGGGAGUGGUCUGAGGCUGGGGCUGGUUUGAUUGGAGGUUGUUGCAGGACUACACCGGAAGACAUUGGAGUUAUGAAGAAGGCACUUGAGGGAGGCCGUUAG
Molecule: messenger RNA, 963 nt
Organism: Alternaria arborescens
Lineage: Eukaryota; Fungi; Ascomycota; Dothideomycetes; Pleosporales; Pleosporaceae
Exons: 1
Coding region: 1-963 (320 amino acids)
Biological process (GO): S-methylmethionine cycle
Molecular function (GO): S-adenosylmethionine-homocysteine S-methyltransferase activity; zinc ion binding
Source: RefSeq, a predicted model, not a curated record